This is a messenger RNA of Paracoccidioides brasiliensis Pb18, 801 nucleotides long. RefSeq names its product F-actin-capping protein subunit beta. Gene Ontology annotation, cellular component: cytoplasm; F-actin capping protein complex; actin cortical patch. The transcript has 5 exons. The record is from RefSeq and is a predicted model, not a curated record. Gene Ontology annotation, biological process: actin cytoskeleton organization; cell morphogenesis; barbed-end actin filament capping. Bases 1 to 801 code for a protein of 266 amino acids. Gene Ontology annotation, molecular function: actin filament binding.
AUGGCAGAUACACAAUUUGACAGCGCCCUCGACCUCCUCCGCCGCCUCUCACCGCGCGACACCAGACAGAACCUGCAAUACAUAACCACCCUCGUCCCCGACCUGACGGAAGAUCUCCUCGCCUCCGUCGACCAACCUCUCGAAAUCCGUCGUUGCGCCCAAACCAAGCGCGACUAUCUGCUCUGCGACUAUAACCGGGACGGAGACAGCUACCGUAGCCCGUGGAGUAACGAGUUCGACCCGCCGAUUGAAGAUGGGACUGUGCCCAGUGAGCGGGUGCGGAAGUUGGAGAUAGCUGCCAACGAGGCGUUUGAUGUAUAUCGGGAGCUGUAUUAUGAAGGCGGGGUUGGAAGUGUGUAUUUCUGGGAUUUGGAUGAUGGGUUUGCUGGGGUUGUUCUGUUGAAGAAAGUAAUCACACCCGGCUCCAAAAACUCUGGUGCCUGGGACAGCAUCCACGUUUUCGAAGCCACAGACCGGGCGCGGACGUGUCACUACAAACUAACCAGCACCGUCAUCUUACACCUAUCAACCGGCUCCGAGGCGCUUGGAGAGAUGGACCUGAGCGGCAACAUAACGAGACAGAUUGAGGCCGACAUGGCAGUUGACGGGGACGCGAGCCAUGUCGCGAAUGUUGGACGGUUGGUUGAGGAUAUGGAGUUGAAGAUGCGGAAUCUGCUACAGGAAGUCUACUUUGGGAAAGCGAAGGACAUUGUUUCUGAUCUGAGAAGCAUCCAACCCUUGUCAGAGACAAAUAGAGACCAGGCCAAUCAUCGGGAGGUCAUUAAUUCGAUGAAGUGGUAG